CAGGAUUUGGAGGUAAGAUAGACCGACAGGACGCCUCUUCCUGAGUUACAUCUGAGCUGCUCGUACAGUGAGCUUAUUCUCUGUUUCCUGCCCUCCUGACAAGUAUGGAAUAAUUUAUGCUUCUUUUCACUUGACAAAGAGCUGAGACACAUAAAGGAUGAGUGAGCAUGACUGCAGCACCUCCACCUCUCAAACAGAGGAAGAGAUUGAAGGAGAAAUGGAUGAAGACACGAACGGCGACACUAACGGAGAGACGGAGGUGGAAGGGGAGAAAGAAGACACAAACAGACCAGCCCUGACUCUGUCCAGUUUAUCUUCUCUGCAUGCAGUGCUUCGCAUCAAACAGAAGUACCAGGCCAUGAAGAAACGGCGCCAAGAAAGGGCUCUGAACUUUGGAGGACCAGGGGCCCUCGUAGGGGCUCCAGUACGAACCAGCCCCAAAAUCUUCACCUUUGACAGACCCUCAACCUCCUCAGCCACCGCUCUGUCAUCAUAUGUUCCUCAUAAGAAGAAAAGGAAAAGGAACAAACGGGUGCAGUUUCCAAACAGCGCAGGACGUAGGGUUCCAAAACAGGAGCGCAGCCGAGCCAAAUACUGCCUCUACCUGCUGUUUGGCAUCGUCUUCCUCCAGGUGUACAACGCCAUAGAGAAUCUAGAUGACCACGUACUCAGAUAUGACCUGGAAGGACUGGAGAAAACUUUGAGGAGGGAGGUGUUCGGCCAGCAGGGAGCGGUGGAGGCUCUGCUGUCCCACUUGAAAGACUACCUUACCACUUAUGUUCACAACAAGCCACUAGUUGUUUCCCUGCAUGGCCCCAGUGGAGUGGGGAAGAGCCACAUAGGUCGCCUCCUGGCUGGACACUUUCGCUCUGUGCUAGGGGAGACUCUGGUUCUGCAGUACUAUGUCCUCCACCACUGUCCCCAGGAGGCAGACGCCCUCAAGUGCGCCAAUGACCUCUCCGCUCUCAUCUCAGGGAUGGUCGAGCAAGCGGAGGAUGAGGAGAAGAUCCCGCUCUUCAUCUUUGAUGAGGCCGAGCACAUGCAUGAGGAGAUCCUUGAUGCGCUGCGGCAGCUCGUGGUCACCAAAAAGUCCAAUGAGUACCUGAACGCUAUCUACCUGUUCCUGAGCAACCUGGGUCAUGGACACAUCACCAAGCACAUGUUACACAACUCCUCAAGUGUUUCUAGGGCAAUGACAGCAUCGGGUCACCUCAUAAAAGAGCUGACUCCAAUUCUACGCAACACUCUUGAGAAGCUUCACCCACUGUGGAAUGAGGCUGACAUCUUACCGCUGGGCCUCUUGGAGAAAAGUCACGUGAUGGAGUGCUUCUUGGAUGAAAUGACUCGAGAGGGCUUCUACCCAGAUCACACCAACAUUGAGCGGCUCGCGGGGGAGAUAGAGUAUUACCCGGCUGUAGGGGAGCAUGAAUAUUCCCAGACAGGCUGCAAGCAGGUGGUGGCAAAAGUAAACCUACUGUGAAGUCCUCCACACGAAAUAUUUGGAUGUUCCAAAUUCUUUCACCCAUGAAGAUGUAAAGCAUGAGAAAAGAGGACAAAAGGUCACUGAAAUGAGAUGACUCAGAGCCAAAUGCUUUCAAGAAGAACAGGUUUAUCACAGAGAAAAGAGAAGCAGGACACACAAGAACACAGACUGUGAUGAUGCUGGGCUCUUGUGGGAAACAGCUGGCAUCCUGUGAAGAGGUUUGAACAUGCUGGCCUAUAAAGAGUUCUUACAGGGUCAGUAAAUUCAACAACAAACAAUGAUUAUUAUUUUCUCACUCACCUGCCACUGGUUUUGUUGCUUCUCUGUCAUUCCUGACACCAUCCAAACAACAGAAGAGAAAUAAAUAAUAUGUUUCUAACACAGAAUGUUUAACAACAUGGUUAUGGUAACUGAAGAUACCAGAAUUCUGUUGAACUGACCCAUUUAACCAUCUGAGGCAAAGGAUAUGUUCUAGGCAGCUCAACCAGACAUGAAUGCUCAUUAAAAAGAGAGUGCAGGACAUUUAUUACUGGAUAGUUUGUGCUCUCAGUAGGAAACUAAAGGAGAACUUGAGGGAGAUGGUAAAAACACAGAAAAGAAUAAUAAUAUUCAUUCUCCAUAUGUGGGAAGAUACAUGAUGUAAUAUUUCAGUCACUAACACUCAUUUAAGAAUAUUCAUUCCUGAUUUUUUGAAGUGGGAUGCAUGACUUUCCAAAGGCUAGUGUGAGAAUCACCAGUAUACAAAUCAGUGAAUUAAUAAUUAUACAACAUUUUUACUUUAUUCGUUAGAUCCUGCACUGGAACAUCAGAUUUACAUGAUUUACUAGCUAAAUGUGAAACAUGUCUAAGUGCAUUUUUAAAAAUGUAUUUUUGCAUCCAUUUGUAUAUCACAAAUGAACAUUAAAGGGGACAAAAUAAGGAGUU
Messenger RNA from Sphaeramia orbicularis (orbiculate cardinalfish), 2407 nucleotides. RefSeq names its product torsin family 4, member Aa (gene tor4aa). Gene Ontology annotation, molecular function: ATP binding; ATP hydrolysis activity. Gene Ontology annotation, cellular component: endoplasmic reticulum lumen; nuclear envelope. NCBI's taxonomy places the organism in Eukaryota, Metazoa, Chordata, Actinopteri, Kurtiformes, Apogonidae. The coding region runs from base 158 to 1480 and encodes 440 amino acids. The transcript is spliced from 3 exons. The record is from RefSeq and is a predicted model, not a curated record.